Molecule: messenger RNA, 855 nt
Organism: Theobroma cacao (cacao)
Lineage: Eukaryota; Viridiplantae; Streptophyta; Magnoliopsida; Malvales; Malvaceae
Source: RefSeq, a predicted model, not a curated record
AUGCUACAAGUUCUAGAUAUUGGAAACAACAACAUAAAUGACAUAUUCCCCAAUUGGUUGGGAACUCUUCCGGAGCUUCAGGUUCAGGGAGGAACCUUUCUUUUCCAAAUGAAGUUGCGAAGUCUUGAUCUCUCUGACAACGAUUUUAGUGGUCCUUUGCCAACGGGGUAUUUUGAAAAUGUGAUGGCCAUGAAGAGUAUUGGUGUGGGUGAAAGAGAAUUGAAGUAUUUGGGACAAGAAUACUAUCAGGAUUCUGUGAGGGUAACACUCAAAGGGAUAGAGGUUGAACUGCUUUCAUGGAGAGAUUCUAGAAGUAAUCGGAGAGCAUCGUGCAUUGAAAGUGCUAAACUUUUCCCUCAACAGCCUUACAGGACGAAUACCAACAUCUCUGGUAAUUUGACAGAACUUGAAUCAUUAGACCUAUCUUCCAACAAUCUAACUGGAGAGAUUCCAGGGAAGUUAACCAGUUUGACAUUUCUAGCAAGGCUAAACUUAUCACAAAACCAGCUUGUUGGAUCCAUUCCUCAAGGUAAUCAGUUCGAUACCUUUGAAAAUGAUUCAUAUAUCGGAAACUUGGGUUUGUGUGGUUGGCCAUUAUCAAAGAAAUGUAGCAGUGAUGAGGCCCCAGAAGCACCAUCUUCAGAGUCUGGAGGGAAUGGUGACUUAUUCUUAGAUGGAUUUGGUUGGGAGGCUGUGGUGAUAGGGUAUGGAAGUGGAGUGGUGGUUGGCAAUGCUGUUGGAUAUAUAGUGUUCUUAACUGGAAAACCUCGUUCUCUUGUUCGGAUUAUUGAACGAAAUCAUCACAGAAAGAUGAGAAAGACCAAUCAGAGACACAGGGAAACAAGAAACUCAUAA